AUGAAGAACAACAGUGGUUCUAUGCCCGGGGUUGCAACUGGGUCAAAGUAUGUGCUGAGCCUGGGGAUCUCAUACUCUGGGAUUCAAGGACUAUGCAUUACAACGUCCGACCGAAAGGAGAGCGUGAUCGUGUCUGCACAUGUGAGUUUGGGGACGAUAGUGAGCGUUGCUGAUCUCCUAGAUGUCUGCAUGGCACCAUCAAAUUUGUUGUCAGCAGAGGAUCGUGCAAUCCGAAAAGAAAGUUUCGAACAGUUCAGAGGAACUACCCAUGUUCCUUUUGCGGCUAUAUACUCCCGACCUCAUGAACCCAAGAUUCGAGAAGGCGGGAAUCCGUGUCCAUACGAUAACGGGAAGCCUAAGAACCCGCCAAAACUCACCAAAAGACUUUUACAAUUGGUCGGGAAGGAAUCUUAUUGA
Messenger RNA from Kwoniella shivajii, 417 nucleotides. RefSeq lists its product as uncharacterized. Bases 1 to 417 code for a protein of 138 amino acids. The transcript has a single exon. The record is from RefSeq and is a predicted model, not a curated record. Lineage: Eukaryota; Fungi; Basidiomycota; Tremellomycetes; Tremellales; Cryptococcaceae.